Ilex paraguariensis (yerba mate) is the source of this 682-nucleotide messenger RNA. NCBI's taxonomy places the organism in Eukaryota, Viridiplantae, Streptophyta, Magnoliopsida, Aquifoliales, Aquifoliaceae. The record is from the annotation of a GenBank genome assembly.
CAAAAUCCUAUCAAAGACAACGCCCUAGAUUUAGAAAUCGCUACACCUCUAGCCAUGGGAGCUGGUCAAGUUGAUCCAAACCGUGCGCUUGAUCCAGGUCUUAUAUAUGAUGUUACUCCACAAGACUAUGUUGAUCUCCUUUGCUCCUUGAAUUUCACUCAGAAUCAAAUCUUAACCAUCACCAGAUCAAACAGUUAUCCUUGCUUGACCUCAUCUUCUGAUCUGAACUAUCCAUCAUUUAUCGCUUUGUACACUUACGGAGCCAUGGGCAUAUUUGUCCAGAAAUUUCAACGGACUGUCACAAAUGUAGGGGAUGGUGCAGCAACCUAUAAGGCUGAGGUGACCGCGCCAAAAGGCUCUGUAGUCACAGUAUCACCAGACAAAAUGGUGUUUGGGAAGAAGUAUGAAAAACAGAGCUACUUUUUGACUAUCCAUUAUUCAGCUGACGAGAAUGGAACUAAUACAUUUGGUUCUAUAAUUUGGGUUGAAGAUAAUGGUAAGCACAGAGUGAGGAGUCCUAUAGUGGUUUCGACUACUAUAGAAGUUUGGGGAUCUUGAUUGGAUUGUCUGACCACAGAACAUCUAGAACAAGAAAACAUCAAUGAACUGCACAACAAUAUGUUUGAGGUGGUCAAGUUUGCAAAUAUAUUCUGAUGUUUGUUGAAAAAUAAACUUGUUUUAG